CUUCUCUGUCCCUCAUAUGUACCCCUUGUCCAUUUUGCUUCUUGUUCUGUAACACUAAAAUAAACCUCUCCAACGCUCGAAAAUCUACACGCACUGCAGCGAGAAUGAAUCGAUCCUAUGUUUAUGUAUAUAAUUGAAGAGAAAAAGAGAGUUUGAGGAACUGAUUAGAUUUUUAUUUUUUGUUUUUAAUUUGAAAAAUUGUGCUAAAGAAGAAAAACUGAGAUCUUCAUACAAAUGUUCUUCAUUUUGUGGCAAGCAAGGUUAGGGUUUUGGUACUGAGAUGUUGGUUUACUGAUGGUUAAUUUUAGCUAGGGUUUGGAACUAAUCAGAUUGCUGAGGUGCAGAUUUUAAAUUGGAAUUAGGGGUUUGAUUGAGGAUUCAAUUGGAAAUAGAGUUUUUCAGUGGCCUUUCCUGGACGGAUCCCAUUUUGCAGAUCAAGAAAUUAUUGCCAGUUGGUUUUGAUCAUACGAGGGAGUGAGUUCUCAAACCUACUAUAAAUUCCAGCAUUUUAAUUGACUGGGAAGUUGUCAUUUUUGAAGGAUAUGGAAGAGGAUUGUUCAUAUAUGUAAAUGCUUUGAGCUGGGGAUUGAUUUUAGGUAAAUUUUGUUGACAAGGCCGAGGAAGAAAAGUAAUAAAAAUUAGAUGCCAUUGGCUUACUAGGCAAGCCAGAAGAUCAUUUAUUAGCGACCAUUUUUCUUUCUUAAGAAACCUUUUGGGUUAGCUUGGUUUCUAGGUGGAAGUUUAGCUGCAAAAGCUUUAAAUUCAGCAUUUAUAUAUUUGGAGUUUGCUUAAAACAAUGUUCAUAUAGUUACUAUUUAUAUCACACUCUCAUUUGGCAUUGAGUAUCGAUAAGAUUUUUGAACUUACACUUGUGUUUCGGAGCUAAGAGGAUUUUAAGUUGGAAGGUAACGGAUGGAUUUUGAGUAAAGUGUUAGUGAGCAGAAGUGGGUGUGGGUGUUUGGACCAGUGGAUAAAUGAGUUACAUGAACCAAUAGUGAAUCCGCAAUCAAUGUGGUGUAAUGGUGCAUGGACAGGAAUAUAAUCAAAAGUCUGUUCCUAUGUUGGAACGCUGUUAUGUGGAAAUAACACAAGCAUAUUUUCUUAUCGGCUCUAAUCAUUUUGCAUGUACUAGGACACUGUGCAAUGUCUCGCUGCUUCCCGUUUCCCCCACCAGGAUAUGAAAGAAAGCAAAGACCAGAAGACUUAGAGAUACUGAAAGUGGAAAAGCGCAAAGAGAAAAAACACAAAAAGGAAAAGAAGAACAAGGAAAGAAAAGAAGGUAAAGAGAAAAAGGAGAGAGACAGAAGUGAUGAUAAACACAGAGUAAAGAAAGACCGGAAAGAAAAACACAAGAAGGACAAGGAGGAGGACAGGGGCAAAGGGAAAGAGAAAAGCAGCAUCUCGGAGGAGGCAACAGUUGCUGGGAAACUUGAGGUAAACACUGGAGAGAAACUUCCUACAAAUGGAGGACAUGAUAAAGACUCGAACAUUUUUGUGGAUGAAUCAGAACAGGCUACUCAGUUUCAGGGUCAAAAUGGGGGGAGAUCUAAGCAGAACAGUUGGCGCUCUCUGGGGAUUGAGGAAUCAAAAUUUGUGCAGGAGUUGGACAGGAGAAUUAGAGAUGAUGAAAUGGCUUCAAGGAGCCAGUUGCUUGGGAGGGUUUCAGAUACCCAGAAAAGGGAUCGAGAUGCAGCUGUCAGAGAUUCUUCUGGUAUAUUGGCAGAAGACAAGGGAAAGAACGAAGAUAAGAGAGUUGAUAAUAGAAAAAUGGGUGUGCAAGGAUUUAGCAAUGAGUUUAUUGGAAAUACAAUUGCCCAGAACCUUUCUGGGAUGGCUAAGAGUAAAGUUGAAGGGAUACCCCGACUGGCUGAGGAACAAAAUGAUAGGAUAUUGCCAAGUAAAGAGAAAUCUAAGGAAAGAGGUGACAAUAAUCGGGAUGGCAAACAGAAGGAUCUUGAGAGAGAGAGAGAGAGCCAUAAAAUUGACAAUAAAAAGAAGAGGGAGAAGAUAAAGGAGAAGACCAAGGGCAAAAGUGAAACUAAGGAAAGCACGCAGGUCAUAUCCAAAGAUGUUGGCAGGAAGGAGACCAGCGGUGUUACCAGUUAUAAAAGCCCACAUAUGUCGGAGGGCAUCAACAGUUCUGCUGUUAGUGAGGGAAAUUUGAGGAAAAGAAAAGAUUUGGAUUCCAAUGGUUUUCUCCAUGAUAGUGAAGUCAGGCACAAUAAAUUGCAGAGGCUCUCUCAUCAAUUGACAGAGAAUGGAAGGAAACUCGAAUCUGCCCGAAUUCAUUGCAUAUCUACCUUGGAUAACCAAGAGGUUCCUAACAAUUUCCUGGUGGAUAACAAAGACACGAAGGUGAAUGAUAAAAUUGAAGUCCAAAAACCGAUUUCAACUAAAUCUAAGCCUUCUGCUACAAGUAUGUUAAGAGAUCAAAUUGUCGAAUCAUCAAAGAAAUCUCCCCAUCCUGAUUCCAGGUAUGUUACUGAAGUACCCAAUGAAUCAAUGAGGGAGGAUCAAAUUGCUGAAGCAUCAAAUAGACCUCCCCAUCCAGAUACCAGGUAUCUGAAUGAGAUACUCGCGGUGCCCAAGUUGGAGUUGCCCAUUGUUGAUGACCAGGAAUGGUUGUUUACCCCUAAAGAUCCUCCAUCAAAUAGCAAGGUGGGCUCAGCUGCGGUCAAUGAGGAGUUGCACGUAUGGUCUCAAGCUGUGCAUUUAGAAUCAGCCGAUAUUUAUGCCCUGCCAUAUGUUGUUCCUUACUGAUUGUCAUUUAUUCAGUGCUAUCUGAUGCAAGAAGCUUGAUUAUGUUGUUGUACCGGGCUCUUCAGAUAAACCUGGUGUACUGACUUGGAUUCUCGGCUUAUCACACCUUUUCAAGUUGUGUUAUGGGGUGGCAUUUUUGCAUGGUUUGCCAGGUUCGGAAAUUGUCUAGAUCACUCGGAAUCCAUGGCCACCUUAAGUCUAGGAUUACGAAGAGGUAAUCAUCUCAAAAUUCAACUGUUGUCAUACCAGAAACUUUCAUGAGGUGUAUAGGAUAAGAUUGGCCAGUAUUGUGGAGGACGAUGCAUAAGCUUUUCUAGUUUAUUGCGUUAAGUUGAUAUGCUCUCCUUUCUAAUUGAGUGUAAGAGUAGCUCGAGUUUCGCUUCACCACAAUUUUGAUCUGUAACAUAGAACUCCAAUUUAUAUGUAAUGUAAGAAGGAAAAGGAAUGGUAGUACUAUUCAUUUCAUUAACUUAGUUAUUGUUCAUCACACUGUUCAGCUUUAUGAUUUGCUCAUAUGUUCUGGUUUU
Molecule: messenger RNA, 3287 nt
Organism: Olea europaea var. sylvestris
Lineage: Eukaryota; Viridiplantae; Streptophyta; Magnoliopsida; Lamiales; Oleaceae
Product: splicing regulatory glutamine/lysine-rich protein 1-like
Exons: 4
Coding region: 1144-2760 (538 amino acids)
Source: RefSeq, a predicted model, not a curated record